Trichoderma harzianum CBS 226.95 is the source of this 714-nucleotide messenger RNA. RefSeq lists its product as hypothetical. Bases 91 to 600 code for a protein of 169 amino acids. The transcript has a single exon. The record is from RefSeq and is a predicted model, not a curated record. NCBI's taxonomy places the organism in Eukaryota, Fungi, Ascomycota, Sordariomycetes, Hypocreales, Hypocreaceae.
UCAAGGCCAAUACAAAGGCACUAGUGGGGGAGCAGCGGCACCUCCGUAUGUCCUUUGGAAAGUGAUGUGGCUUGGGUUUAGCAUAAAAGCAUGGGGUGGCCACCAUCAGAACAUGGAGAUGCCAAGAUGCCUCUCCAGCGGCGGGAAAUACUGCCAACGACAAUUGCUGACCGCUUACCGUUAUGGGAACAUGAAAUCUGUUGCCAACUCCACUGUGCUUUUGCUGUGCUUUUGCUGUGCUUUUGCUUUUGCUUUGCUGUGCUCUUAUCGCCCGCUACCCUUGAUCAGCGCCUCUGGUCAUGCGGGCACCUCGUACUCCGUCUAGCUCUAGCCGCCUUGCCGUCUCCGUAUUCCGGAGCAAACCAAAAAGUAUGGAGUACAAGUACGGAGCACGCACUCCAGAUUAUGGCAGCUUGCUACGUAACUACUACCAAGGUGGCUGCUGGGAGCUCAUCUCAUCUCAUCACCAGCACCUCACAUUCACAUUCUGCUCUCGAGAGCUUCUUGUGCGCAAACUGCCGGAGAGCGCACCAGCAUCCUCGUCGCGCUCCAAAUGACCAUGUCGCAUCUCCCCUGAUUCCUACGCAUUUCCUGUAUUGAUUGAUUAUCCAUAUUUGCUCCUCCUGAAUCCUGGACUCAGGGGCAUCGCGAAGCAGUCGUAAAACGAGACUCUCGCUGCCCUUGUCGCGCUUUGCUAUCUAAGACACGAAAAUC